AUGACGUCCCUCGCUGCUUUGCGCUCUGCACGACGAGCGUUCCCCGGGUCCAUUGUGGGCUAUCGAUUGAGUCGAUCGAGUGCACGCCCGAGCCCUCGCGCGACCUCGAAUCAAAAUCCUCGUGCCCCCACCAUCCCCCACCACUCAUAUCCCCGCCGCACUCACUUUUCCUCGUUCCAUCAUUCCGAUCUGCACGCCAUGCCCAAGGAAAAGAAUUCCUUUAACCUCAAAACCCCCAAGGGGACCAAGGAUUGGUCCGGGUCCGACGCCCUCCUCCGAGACCGCAUCUUCACCACCAUCGCCGAUGUCUUCAAGCGUCACGGCGGCACGGCGCUGGACACCCCCGUCUUUGAGCUGCGCGAGAUCCUGGCCGGCAAAUAUGGCGAGGACUCGAAACUCAUCUACGACCUCCAGGACCAGGGCGGCGAGAUUUGCUCGCUGCGCUACGACUUGACGGUUCCCUUUGCGCGCUGGCUCGCCAUGAACUCGGACGUCCGAAGCAUCAAGCGUUAUCACAUCGCCAAGGUCUAUCGCCGAGACCAGCCCGCCGUCAGCAAAGGCCGCAUGCGCGAAUUUUACCAGUGCGACUUCGAUAUCGCCGGUGCCUUCGACCCUAUGGUCCCCGACGCCGAGAUUUUGCGCAUCGUCAGCGAAGUGUUUGAGGAGCUGGGGUGGAACGGCCGGUACACCAUCAAGCUGAACCACCGCAAGAUCCUGGACGGAGUCUUCGCGGUCUCCGGCGUGCCCGAGGAGAAGAUCCGACCCAUCUCGAGCGCAGUUGACAAACUGGAUAAGAUGCCGUGGGCGGACGUGCGUCGAGAAAUGGUGGACGAGAAGGGCCUGGACGGCGCUGUAGCAGACCGUAUCGAGACCUAUGUCAUGCACAAGGGCGGGCGUGAGCUGCUCGACUCGUUGCUGAAGGACGAGACCUUGACCGCCAACGAAUCCGCCAAGGCUGGUUUGGAGGACAUGGCUCGCAUGAUGGAUUAUUUGGAGGCUUUCGACGUGCUGGACAAGAUCUCGUUUGACAUGUCACUGGCACGUGGACUGGACUACUACACGGGUGUGAUCUACGAAGUCGUUACCGAAGGCUCGGCACCCACGGCGCAGACGGCUGCCCCGGAGGCCCAGAAACUGCAAAAGUCCGGCAAAAAGGACAAGUCCAAGAACCUUGAGGACGAGGACCGAUCCAAUGACCCCACGCUCGGUGUGGGCAGUAUCGCCGCCGGCGGCCGCUACGAUAACCUGGUCGGCAUGUUCCUACCCAAGGCGCAGAUCCCCUGUGUCGGCAUCUCAUUCGGUGUCGACCGUAUCUUCUCCAUCACCAAGGCUCGUCUCGAGCGGGAGCAAAGCUCUGAAUCCCUGCGCAGCAGCGAGGUGGACGCCUAUGUCAUGGCAUUCGGUGGCAAGGGCUUCAACGGCAUGCUGAAAGAGCGCAUGGAAGUAUGCCAGAAGUUGUGGAGUGCUGGUGUCAAGGCUGAAUUCUCCUAUAAGCUGAAGCCUAAACUCCCUCAGCAAUUCAAAGCCGCCGAACAAGGCGGCAUCCCCUUCGGCAUCAUCCUCGGCGAGGAAGAGCUGGCCGCUGGCAAAGUCCGCAUCAAGGAGAUGGGUCUGCCCGACGGCCACCCCGAGAAGGAGGGCGUCGAAGUCCCGCUGGCCUCGCUCGUCUCGGAGCUGCAGUCCCGUCUUGCCCGCAAACAGGCCGGCGCCGUGUCGAGUCUGGCGGAGCAGUUCCAGGACGUGCAGGUUGCUCCAAAGACCGAGGAUGCAGGUGUUUGA
Messenger RNA from Penicillium alfredii, 1779 nucleotides. Its product is annotated as histidine--tRNA ligase. Gene Ontology annotation, cellular component: mitochondrion. Gene Ontology annotation, biological process: histidyl-tRNA aminoacylation; mitochondrial translation. Lineage: Eukaryota; Fungi; Ascomycota; Eurotiomycetes; Eurotiales; Aspergillaceae. Gene Ontology annotation, molecular function: ATP binding; histidine-tRNA ligase activity. The record is from RefSeq and is a predicted model, not a curated record. The transcript is spliced from 2 exons. Bases 1 to 1779 code for a protein of 592 amino acids.